AUGGAAGAUGAAUCAAGAAAUGUCAUAGCACCAGACCAACCAGUCACAAUGGAACAGUUGUUGCAACUCAUUAAACAGUUAAACCCCAACAAACCAUCCACUGAAACCAGCACACAUACUCUCCUAAUCUCAGAGAAAUUAACUAAUCAAAAUUACACAAAAUGGUCCAGGCUGAUGCACUUAGCCAUUAGUGGACGGGAUCGUCUCAAUCACAUCAUCGACGAUCCUCCACCCACAACUGACCCAGCGUACAACCAAUGGAUCAGAUGUGAUUCGAUAGUUAUCUCAUGGAUUCUGGAAAAUAUAGAGGCUGAUCUAGUUAAUCAAUAUCUCGAUUUCCCGACAGCCAAAACACUGUGGCAAGGGAUAGAAACACUGUAUAGCAGUGGGAGAGAUGGCCUGCAAAUUUUCGACUUAACAGUCAAAACCAACAAGAUCCAACAAGGGCAAGACACUAUUGAAACAUACUAUAGCAAAUUGAUUGUGUUAUGGAAGGAAAUUGACAGAAGACAACCAAAUCCGAUGAAGGAUCCAUGCGACAUAAUCAUUUACAAUCAAAUAACUCAACAAAAUAGAUUGUACCAGUUUUUGGGAGGCGUCAAUGAGACAUACGACAAGGAUAGAAGAGAUCUCCUUCUCCUAGACCCCCUUCCUACAGUGGAGGAGGCCUAUGCAAGUAUCAGGAGGGAGAUCCUAAGACGAGGGAUCAUGAAGACAAACCCCUCAUCAGAUUUAGAGUCACCGGACACCGGAGGCAUUUUUUCAGUCAGAGGGAAGACUUAA
Molecule: messenger RNA, 783 nt
Organism: Amaranthus tricolor (Joseph's coat)
Lineage: Eukaryota; Viridiplantae; Streptophyta; Magnoliopsida; Caryophyllales; Amaranthaceae
Exons: 1
Coding region: 1-783 (260 amino acids)
Source: RefSeq, a predicted model, not a curated record